CUUGACGAAUUUCUGCCAGCUGUGGCCACGCGGCACGACAUAGCUAAUCCUAGGAAAUAUUACCUACCUACCUACCUAACUCUAAAGAUCUAGGGAAGGAAAAAAGCCAUCAUUUUCCUUCAUCUUUCGCAUCAACACACGAACUUGCCCCUGGCUUAGAUCCUACCUCUUGCCGAAACAUAGACACGCUCACACCAAAAUGAGUUCGAAACGGAAAUUCUCCGAAUUCGAAGGCGACGGCGCCAGGAAAGAGCAGCCAAAGAGUCGCGGGUCCAUCCCAGAAUACUCUCCGCCCGAAACCCCCCAAAGGAAUGGGAAGAAAAGCAAAGCGAAACCGGGAAGCGUAAACUGGAUCAAGAAGAGGGCGCGCACAAUUGAGAGACGCUUCAAGGCCGGCCAGACUCUACCUGCAAAUAUCCAGAACGACCUAGAGAGGGAGCUGGCCCACCACCAGCAGAAGCUCUCUGAGAUCGCCAUGGAAAAGAAGAAAAAGCAUAUGAUCAAGAAGUAUCAUAUGGUCCGCUUCUUUGAACGAAAGAAGGCGGAUAGACUCGCGAAACAGAUCCAGUCCCAGCUUGAGGCUGCCGAGGACGAGGGAACACGCGAAAAGUUGGGGGUGGAUCUACAUCGGGCGAAAAUAGACAGUCUCUAUGCCAGGUUCUUCCCUUACAUGGAGCGAUACAUCAGUCUAUACCCGGUGGCGUCGCCAGAUCUCGUAGCGCGUGGUGGUGAGAAGUCAGAAGACGCAAGUUCGGCGGCGCAGGCCCUGCACACGGAGAGACCACCAUUGUGGCGGGAUAUAGAAAAGGCGUCAGAAAGUGGCACGCCUGCAUUGCUUCGGAUCCGGGAUCGGAAGUCGGAUCGGGGCUCGAUAAGCAAGCGUAACAAGGGUGGUGCCCCGAAGCGUGAUAUACCUGCAAACGGCAACGUCGCAAGCAGCCAGCAAGGGAAGGGCGAGGGCAAAAGCAAGCCCAAGCGUGACGAAGCCUCGAAUCUGAGCAACGACAGCGAUAGCGAGGGUGGAUUCUUCGCCGAGGGGUGAGGAGAUGCUUUACGAGAGGCAGAGUUGCACGAUACGAUACCCAGUUACGAAACCAGAGUAUAGAAAGCCACGAUAUCACUGGUAAUUAGACCCCGGGCAUGAGAGUCUUCUGCCGAGGUCGGUAGACGGUGGAAAAGGGGUCUGUAAGUUUGGCAGCUCUAAGGCGUGCCCGUUCCUAAAGAAGUGACCAGACAGUAGUUCGCCCCCUGGUGGCUAUUCCAAUUAACUCUUUACCUACCUAUGCUCGAGUAAAUCAAUGACCACAGGAGAGGACGCAGACACUCAAGGGAGAGGGAAGACUCAGCCUCGCGUGUUGGCUGUACACGUAGCAGUAGUAGUACAUACACGUAAGCCAAGG
Molecule: messenger RNA, 1400 nt
Organism: Durotheca rogersii
Lineage: Eukaryota; Fungi; Ascomycota; Sordariomycetes; Xylariales; Xylariaceae
Exons: 2
Coding region: 200-1042 (280 amino acids)
Biological process (GO): maturation of SSU-rRNA from tricistronic rRNA transcript (SSU-rRNA, 5.8S rRNA, LSU-rRNA)
Cellular component (GO): preribosome, small subunit precursor; nucleolus
Source: RefSeq, a predicted model, not a curated record